Patella vulgata (common limpet) is the source of this 5061-nucleotide messenger RNA. Its product is annotated as alpha-(1,3)-fucosyltransferase 10. Lineage: Eukaryota; Metazoa; Mollusca; Gastropoda; Patellidae. Bases 48 to 1460 code for a protein of 470 amino acids. Gene Ontology annotation, cellular component: membrane. The transcript has 6 exons. Gene Ontology annotation, molecular function: alpha-(1->3)-fucosyltransferase activity. The record is from RefSeq and is a predicted model, not a curated record.
CAACGUGAACAAAGUGAUACGAUCAAACAACUCAUGGAUGAAAUGCAAUGGUGUCCUCCCGUCGAGUGUUUCGAUAUUUUCUUAUACUAUUCUUAAUUGCUUUAAUUUCAUUUGUUCUCAUAGGAUUCCAGUUUCUGUCAGAAGAUGAAGACAAGGAAAUGGAUGAUGAUUACAUUGAUUAUGGAGAGGAACCUCGUAUACCUCUACAUGAUGAAAUGGAAUUAUUAGCUCUAAAACCAGAUAAAAUUAAUCAACCUAUUAUAUUAUGGUGGACACCAUUUACUGGAGAAAAGGGAAGAUAUAAAACUUGCGGAGAUAAUAAAUGUUUUUUCUCUGUAAACAGACAUCUUAAAGAUCAUCCUAAAACUCAGGUGUUUAUGUUCUAUGGCUCGGAUAUGAAAAUGGACGAUCUUCCGUUACCUAGACUACCUCAUCAUGAAUGGGCCUUGUUUCAUGAAGAAUCUCCAAAAAAUAGUUAUUAUUUUUCUCAUGCAGACGUCAUGACCAUGUUUAACCAUACAUGUACAUUUCGUCGCGAAUCUGAUUACCCAAUCACAACUCAGUAUCUGAUUAGCUUAGAUUGGUUACAGAGUAUGAAAUACGUUGUUCCCGUGAAAGAGAAGAAUGAAUGGCAGGCCGAGUUAGGAUCGAUAAUAUAUACUCAUUCAGAUUGUGAUCCACCAUCGGACAGAGACAGUUACGUUAAAAUACUCAUGGAUUUAGUUCAGGUGGAUGCCUAUGGAAAGUGUUUACACAAUAAAAAUAUUCCAGAUCACCUAAGUGACCCCAUCAAAGGUAUGGAUCAUGUCGACUUUUACAAAUUAGUAGCGAAAUAUAAGUUUUCAUUGGCGAUGGAGAAUGGUGUGUGUCCAGAUUAUGUAACAGAAAAGCUAUGGAGACCAUUAAUGGUGGGAUCUGUACCUAUAGUGUAUGGUUCUCCAACCGUCAGGGAUCUCUUGCCAUCAAAUCAUUCAGCAAUUAUUAUAAAUGACUUUAAAUCUGUAAAGGAAUUGGCAGCUUACCUAAAAUACCUCGAUAAUAACGACGACGAAUACAAUAAAUAUUUAGAAUGGAAAAAAACUGGAGUAACGAACCCAAUAUUAUUAAAAAUUCUGAAAAACAGAGAAUGGUCCAUCGAUAGUGGGGGUAGUUGGUCUCCAACAGCCAUCAACUUCAUCGAUGGAUUUGAGUGCUUUGUUUGUAAAAGAGUGCACGAAAAUAUUCAACGCAAAAAACGGGGAAGACGACAGAAAAAUCAUAUGGCUACCUUUGAACAUUACGGCUGCCCUAAGCCGACCAAGUUUAGUUUUGAUGGUAAUAAACAGAUUGACGAUAUGAAUUGGCAGUCUGAAUGGGAAUUACACGGUAAAAUGGCCAAAACACUCAGACAUUUUAUAGACCAUAAUAUUAAAUAUGAUGUAAAGUCCAUCCUUGAGGAAUCGUUUAAAGAAAUGCAUUAACUGAUGUUUAGGGCAUACAAAAAAAAUAUUCUGGUUCUUACACAAUCCUUCCCAAAAAUCUGAUUAAAACACAGAUCCUAUUUCGUUUUGUUUUUUAUUGUUCAAAAUUUCAUUUAAAGUUACAAUUUCAUAUUUUCUAAGAAAGUCAAAACAUAAUUAUUUUUAUGUCUUUUGCUCAAUAGGUUGUCAACUCACUAUUAUACGAACAUAGGUGUCAUUCUCACACUUAAAACUCAUUUACCCCGGAAAUAAUAACACAAUUACCUCCCUUGUUUUCUAUUCUCCACCAUGGAGUAGUUACCUUCAAACGUUUGAAUUUGAAGAUGAAAUUUCUCAACUGGCAAUAGUGAAUUAUUUUAGGAUUAAUAGGAUUAUUCUUUAACAAGGUAGGACUGUUUAUAGAUACCAUCUAUUUUAAGGCUUUAUUUUAAUAAAUUUUAAAAAUAUAACUUAAAAAUAUGAAAUUGCAACUUUAACUUGUCUUCACAACACUAGGAUCUGGAAGAGUUGUGUUCCCGUGUUCGGUUGAAGUGAGGGAUUAGCCAAUGAAACGAUGUAUUACGGAAUGAAAACUUCUUGUCGUGCGAUGCACGGAACUGUUGGUAAACCACUAGAAACGUCAACGCUGAUUGAUUAAUCAAUGUCCGACGUCAUAGGGUUAAAAGCUGUUCGUACGACCCCUGACAUGACCUUCCACUACAACAGUUCAGAUCUUCAUGUAGUGUAGGCCAUCGAAAGUAUAAAAAAAACGAAACAAAAUAUAGAUCUGUAUUUUAAUCAGAUUUAUGGGAGAUUUUUAUAUUUGUGUUUUUAUUUUGUCAUAGGAUCAAGUCACUACUGGGCUAAAUAAAUUCUCAGACCACAUUUCAAGGUCCUCCUAAAUUUAUCUCAUCAUGUGGUUUAUACAGUGCUAGGACUAUCUAGGAAAAAGUGCUAAAUUUUGGAUGUUUGGGUUUGGUCCGGUUCACUGAUUUUAAUUGCUUGGUAUGCUGAUCUAAACAACAUGUCCGUCUUGAGUAGUGUUGCCCUAAUAUAAAUUACAUAAGCGUUGACAACUAUUAACCUGCCAGUGGGAGUAUCAAAUAACUUAACAUUUUAAUUUCUAAAAUAAAAAUCUCAUUUCAUAUAAAGUCUUUGAUAUCAGUUGUUUAGUCUUCCAAAAACCAAGUUUUAUCAUGCUGAGCUAUUUUUGUACGCCCAUAUUUUCAAGUGGACGUGUAUUGAGUCGCCCCUGUCAGCCCACAAUUUAUUUGUGGACACGCGGUUCCUUUUGAUAUUGACAUUUUAUCCAAUAUUAAAAGCUGUUCUAACACAUCACCAUUCCACCCUUAUGAUGGUUGAGUUCGAAUUUCAUGAAAAUCGGAUUGAAACUGCCCGCUCCUCGUUCGCAAAUAGUAUAAAAGUAUAUAAUACCAAGGUUGUGGACACUGUAGAAGUCACAAUUUUUUUUAUCCGAUUUUGAUCAAACUUAAAAUAUAUGUCUAUAUUCCACGGAUUUUUGUUUCUUUCCAUAUUCGCACAUAUCGGUCCGUAACCUCCUAGAUUAUGGACCCCGGGUGUACCAAAAAUUACAGUUUAUACCCGAUUUUAAAAACCGUUUAAAUAUACACCGUUACACCCUGGGUUUGAAUUUUGUGAUAAUCGGAUCGAAGGCUGUGGUCCCUCUAACGAUUUGUAUCCGGUUUUGAAAAAAACUUAAUAUUAUAUGUUUAUGUAUCAAAGAUCUCGGUUUGAUGUUCGCAUAUAUCGGGCCUAACUUCUUGCCUUGUGGCCCCUAUUGUACGAGAAAUUGUAAGAAUAAUACUACGAGUUCUUGAUGUGUAAAUUUCCACAUCAAUAACUCUGUGGUGACAGAAAUGAAAUGAAAUGAAAUGGAGUUUUAACGUCCUACUGUUCUGCUCCUAACCUGGGCUAAUGAAGACGGGCAUACGCCAUACAGUGUGCUAUAAGGGAAAUUUUGCCCGGACAGCGGCACUACGGCCUACUCUGCCAAGGGAUCUUUUACGUGCACGCCAAUGUGUACACGGGACCUCGGUUUUUCAUCCCAUCCGAACGACUAGACAGCUUUCCUUGUCAGCCCCUCCGUCCUGCAUCACUGACAAGGGAGAACCACGCCGGAAAAUCGGGAUGAACUUUCUCGGCCAAUGCAGGGAUCGAACACCCGACCUCCAGGCUAGCAAGCUAGCGUCUUACCCACUUAGCCACGUGAUCCCCCUGUGGUGACAGAGAAUAUAAGUAAUAUUGUUAUAAUACAUUAUUAAAGGUGUACUGUUUUGUUGACAUUGACAAUAAAUUCGCGUUAACAAAAUAGUUUAUAAAGUCUAAUAUUGAUGGCGAUAUUAGCGACCUUUGAUUUUGGCUUGCUGUCGUACUGUUGUCUUUUCGCCUCAGAAGUUGAUGUAGUCUCUACUUUCAAGGUCACUUUUCGACUUUCGUGUUUUGAAGGGGCGAAAAGUAGAAAUUAUAAAUGGUAGUUAUAGGCUUCCAUAAGAUUGUAAGACAAAAUAAACAUUUUACCAUCGGUUCACGAAUGCCUUUAAGUGCCAUUUAUAACAAGGGACUAGAAGGACGGGGCUAGAUAUAUUCCACAAGUAACUCAAACGGUUACGUCAUAUUCCUAUCUGGAGAGCAUGCGCAAUAAAUACUAAAUCAGUUUAUGUACAUUCAUAUUACAUUAUUAUUUGUGUUGCAAACCAUUUGUGUCAAUUUCUAGGUCCUAAAUAUUAGCGAGUUAGCUCUUUUAAAUAACAAAUACAUGUAGAUUGUUUUGGGGUGACCUUUUCCCUGUAUGUAAAUAAUCAGUAAAUGUUCAUAUUUUUGCACCAAAAUAGAUAAUUUUGGAUCAAAUUUUCUUUUACUGAUAAUUGAUAAGUUCGUAAAUAGUAUUGUACGAUGGAUCAAUAGGCCAUUAAUAUUUCGAUAUUGGCCCCUUUCUAUAGAAAUCAAUAUAUAAUUGGCAAGAGUUAUACAAUCGUAAUGUGCUCAACAACCCUUGUUUUACUUAUGAAUAUUUAUCUCCCCAAGAAAAAGUUCCAAAAUCAUUUAAUUGGUUAACAUCAAAUUGGUCAAUAUCAAAGUAUAUGAGUAAAAUAAUGUAAGAUAUUUUAUACCCUGGCUUAGACAAGCUGCUGUAGAUAUUACAUCAAAUUAAUAAGCUUAUUAUUACAUUAUGUAAUAUUUGAAUCAAUUUUUUUUAAUUUUAUUAAAUUGUUAUUAAAUUUGUUUAUUUCUGUGUUUAAUUUGAUUAGUUUUUCUUAUUCUCUUAUUCAAAUUUCAUAGAAUCUGAUUCCAAACCCAUCUAGCUUUAGUGUUACAUUCUAAAUAUAGAGUAGUGUAAUAUGACACUUAUACAAUACACCAUCUGAAUAGAUAAUAAUUGGGCUACAAUUUAUUGUCUUUGAGAGGUUAAUGACAGGAUUCUCUUCAACAAAUCUUUGAGGUCACAUUCCCAAACUUGAAGAAAUCUGGCUGAUUUCUAGUUGGUCUUAAGACUGUAUAAGAAUGUAUGAUUAUCCAAUAUCAUUUAUAGGAAUGUUUGAUUAUCCAGUAUCAUUUAUAGGAAUGUUUGAUUAUCCAGUAUCAUUUAUAGGAAUGUAUGAUU